CUUUCGGUAACUUCACAUUUUGUAUAUUUAUAUUUCAAUAAAUCUCUUCGUUCCGUUAUUCGUAAAGUGUUUAAUUCAACCAAAUAAGAUGAUGAAAUUUUUAUUUGUGAUCGUUUUUCUCGUCGGUGCGAGUGUACAAGACAAUGUCAACAGUACUGAUGGCAGUGAAUAUCUUUACAAGGCCAUUAAAUCAGGCAAUGUAGAUGUAGUCACAUUUCUAAUCGAUAAUGGUGUAAAUAUGAAUGUGUUUGAUAAAAAUUUGUAUCCGUUCACACCACUCCAAUUGGCUGUUGCUAAAGGUCAAACGGAGAUAUUCAAAAAUCUUAUCGAACAUGGAGCUGAUGUGAAUUAUGAAAACGAUUAUAAUUUUACUCUACUUCAUAUAGCAGCAAUGUUCGAUAAUUUGGAAAUAUGCGAAAUCCUAAUCGCAAAUGGAACAAACGUGAAUGUUGAAGACUUCGAAAAGUACACACCACUCCAUAACGCCGCUCAAUACGGCUCAAAUGAUACGGUUGAAUAUUUAAUUGCACGCGGAGCGAAUAUAAGUGCCAAAACUGAUGACGAAGGUUUUAUACCUUUACAUGUGGCUGCCAUGAGUGACAAUUUGAAGACUUGUAAGAGUCUAAUUGCACAUGGAUCGGACGUUAAUGCAAAAAACGAAGGGAAUCUAACACCUUUACAUUACGCAGCUAUUUUUGGUACAAAGGAAUUAGCUGAAUAUCUGAUCACACAAGGAGCUAAUAUCAAUGCUACAUCUGGAUAUGAAAAGGAGUACAUGAAGACGCCUCUUCAUAUUGCUUACUUAUAUGGCAAUGAAGAAAUGCAAACGGCCUUGAUUAAUAGUGGAGCAGACGUAAAUGCGAAAGACGAAAAGAAUCAAACACCACGUGAAAUGGAUGCUGAUAAAGAGAAAGAUGAUAUCUAUGAAUACAUAAAUAAAAGGAAGACUAUGUUCGAAAACUUAUAAGAAAUACAACGAAGAAUUUAUUGAUUGAUAAUGGCACUGAUGUGAAUGAAUGCUAAAAACAUUGAUGAUAAAAUACCGACUGAAAUAGAUACUAUUCUUGUUACAUUUAAUUUGAUUUAAUUUCAUUUCUUAGAUAUAGGCAUCGAUUUGCCGUCAAAUUUUUCUAACUUUUCUCGCCCUCUUUAUUUUGAAUUUUAACAUGCA
Molecule: messenger RNA, 1171 nt
Organism: Contarinia nasturtii (swede midge)
Lineage: Eukaryota; Metazoa; Arthropoda; Insecta; Diptera; Cecidomyiidae
Product: serine/threonine-protein phosphatase 6 regulatory ankyrin repeat subunit A-like
Exons: 11
Coding region: 89-967 (292 amino acids)
Molecular function (GO): protein binding
Source: RefSeq, a predicted model, not a curated record